AUGCCGCCCCAUAGAUCUACACGCCAUGUCAACAACGCAACACCUCCACCACCACCACCACCUCCAUCAAUGGAUAAUGCCGCCUUGAUAGCUGUUGUAACAGCUGCAGUGACAGCAACAAUGGUACAGAUGAGUAAUAAUGGGUCCGAAAGUGGAGUAAAUAGCUCUACGAAUGGCCAACACCAGGGUCGUUCAGGGGAUUUCACUUUCAAGGACUUCACCAAUAGCAAGCCCAUAACUUUUAACGGAUCUAGAGGGAUAAUGGCUCUAUCACAAUGGAUAGAGAAAACAAAAGCGGUUUUUGAGAUCUUUGCAUGCUUGGAAGUGCGCAAGAUAAAAUUUGUCGCUUGUACAUUCUCUGAGAGAGCUCUGACAUGGUGGAAUGAACAUGUCAAGUCACCAACUCUGGUAGUGGAAAAUUCUAUGGGCUGGGAGAAUCUAAAGCAAAUGUUAAUGCAAGAGUAUUCUCCAAGGGGCGAAGUACAAAAGCUAGAGCAGGAACUUUGGGGCCAUACUAUGGUAGGCUCUGACAUCACAACCUAUACCAAUAGGUUUAGUGAUUUGGCAAUCAUUUUCCUAGGCAUGGUUGCUCUAGAGAGCAAGAAGAUCGAAAGAUACAUCUGGGGACUCUCACCCCAGAUUCGAGGAAGUGUACUAGUUUCCAAACCAGUCACUUUUGAUAGCGCCAAACAGUUGGCACAAGCUCUAAUUGACCAUGGAAUCUGUCAAGGCCUCGCAACUGCUAUCCCUGAGCAAACCAUAGGAAACAACAACAACAUCAUGGCAGUCCCUGCCGCUACUGCCCCUGCUGUUGCUCCUGUUACCUCUACGCCAGCAAGGCAGUAUGCUGGGAUCCUACCAAAAUGCAGCAAAUACAAUCUUCAUCACAACGGAAAUUGUCGAGAGAUGCACUGCAACAACUGCAACAGGAAAGGGCACACUGCCCGUUUCUGUAGGGCACCGACACGACCAAUCACCCGAGUCCCAGGAGUCGGCAUGGGCCAGGCGUGUUAUGCGUGUGGUGAGGCUGGACACUACAAGAGGGACUGCCCUAAGGCAAGGAAUGCUGGCGGCACAGGAAGAGUGCUGUCAAUAGGGUAG
This is a messenger RNA of Lactuca sativa (garden lettuce), 1101 nucleotides long. Lineage: Eukaryota; Viridiplantae; Streptophyta; Magnoliopsida; Asterales; Asteraceae. The record is from RefSeq and is a predicted model, not a curated record.